This is a messenger RNA of Quercus lobata, 1005 nucleotides long. RefSeq lists its product as uncharacterized. The coding region runs from base 1 to 1005 and encodes 334 amino acids. The transcript has a single exon. Lineage: Eukaryota; Viridiplantae; Streptophyta; Magnoliopsida; Fagales; Fagaceae. The record is from RefSeq and is a predicted model, not a curated record.
AUGCAUCUUAAGGGGGUGCCUGAUGAGAUAAUGUGUAGAGCCUUCCCUACCACCCUUAAGGGUCCGGCGCGAGUUUGGUUCAGUAAAAUACCCCCAAAUUCGAUGAGUUCUUUUGAAGAGUUGAGCAAGUUGUUUGUUAACAAUUUCAUUGGGGGACAAAGGCACAAGCGUUCCUUGUCCAGUCUGUUGACAAUAGAGCAGGGAGAGAACGAGAGCCUUCGGUUAUUUAUCACCCGUUUCAACAGAGAAGCUCUCAGUGUGGAUGAAGCAGAUGAUAAGCUCCUACUGGCAGCCUUCCAUAACGGGGUGAAUUCGGAUCUGUUUAUACACAAACUCUAUGAAAAAGAGCCCCAGUCCAUGGCCGAACUCGCCCAUUCGACUCAGAAUUUUAUGAAUGCAGAAGAUGCGAUCAUUGCUAAGAAGAGAAAGAGGUCUGAAAGAAUGGACACAAAUCCCAGUCGCCAUCACGAGCAAGGUACUCGUCCAAAGAAGGGACGGACAGAAGAAAGGAGAGACCGAGAAAGUAAGAAGCCAAGCCCUUCAGUACGGAACCAGCAAUAUACCCCUUUAAACGCCCCACUUGAGCAAGUCCUUAUGCAAAUCAAGGAUGAUCCUUCCCUGAAAUGGCCGAAGAAAAUGAAGAGGGAUCCCAACAAGCGCAAUAGGAACAAGUAUUGUCGCUUCCAUAGGGAUCAUGGUCAUGACACAGAUGAGUGUUUUGAUUUAAAGCAACAAAUUGAAAAUCUUAUAAGGCAAGGGAAGUUGAGGGGUUUCCUUGGACAAGACCAGAGGGACGAGAAACAGAAAGGGAAGAUAGAAGAAUCAUCACGACCACCACUCGGGGAGAUAAGAGUCAUUAUUGGGGGAAGUUCAACUGGCCAGUCGUCCAAGUCCAAGAAAGCAUACUUAAAGGUAGUACAGAGCAUCCAACUUUCUGGACGAUCACCGAGAGCAAGGUCCAUGGACAAGCAGGCAAUCACCUUCACGGACGAGGAUGCUGACUGA